Molecule: messenger RNA, 3519 nt
Organism: Bombina bombina (fire-bellied toad)
Lineage: Eukaryota; Metazoa; Chordata; Amphibia; Anura; Bombinatoridae
Gene: SLF1
Product: SMC5-SMC6 complex localization factor 1
Exons: 18
Coding region: 149-2893 (914 amino acids)
Biological process (GO): positive regulation of double-strand break repair
Molecular function (GO): protein binding
Source: RefSeq, a predicted model, not a curated record
CCACUGACAUACCCACUAUAUUAAUUUCUAUUCUGUUAGCAGAUGUUCUGUAUACGUUAUUUUUUUUUGUCAGAAUUUACAUGAGAUGUACAUGAGAAUUCCAAGCGUUUAAGAGCUGUUUGCCAGCAGACAUUACUCUAUUAUUACGAUGGAAGCACCUUUGAACAAGCGUAUAGUUCAAUUAACAGGUUUCAGAGAUGCAGAGAAAGAUGCACUAAUUGAACAACUCUUCAAGCUUGAUUGCAUAUUUAUUGACUCUGAGAUAUUUGCCAACUGCACUCACCUUAUUGCCAAGAAACCAUGCAGAAGUGAAAAGUGGUUAGCAGCAUGUGCAACAGGAAAGUGGGUCCUGACUAAAGACUACAUAAUUAAGAGUGUUGAAAGUGGCAGAUGGCUUGAUGAAAUCACUUAUGAAUGGGGAUAUAACAUUGAAAAAGAUUCCCAUUAUUCACCUCAGAUGCAAUCUGCACCAAAAAGAUGGCGUGAACAGUUGACAUGCUCUGGUGCUCUAGGGGCCUUCAGCAGAUGGAAAGUUGUCCUCCUUUUUAAGGAUGGUCGUAAAGAAAGGGAGGCUUUCAUCAGAGUUUUGAAGGCUGGACAGGCAAAUAUAUGCAACCUACAAGAUUCUAAUGAAGAAAUUACACAUGUUUUUACCAGCAAUAAAGGUUUAUGUACAGGCAUCUAUAAUAAAUUGUUUAAAGGAAUCUAUCAUUCUGUACAGUACCUUGGGAAAUAUCUCUUGGAGGAGCCAAUAGUACAAAUACCAGAAGAGGUUCAAGCCAUCGAAAGUUUUCAAACUAAUGAUCAAGAAACCUGUAAAGAAAAUCUGACAGAUAAACAGUUUGCUGACAUCAGGCAUUCAAUAUGGAAGCACUUUUGUUACACUCAGGCCAUUUAUCAUAAAUGUAUUAAACAGGAUGUUAUGGGGCAAAAUAAAUUUAAGAUGAAACCUUUUAAUAGGAGCCAAGUAACGUUAAACAGGAUUGAAUGUUUACUAGAUGGCCAGUUCUUGGCUGAAACAUUUGAAGAACUUCAUCGUCUUUUACCCGUUGUGCCACCUGUGCAUUUUAUUCAAAUUCUUCUAAAGCACUUGAUACAGGGGAAUGUCGUAAAAAACUGCUUUGGACGUUUUUUUGAUAUAUUAUAUUCAUUACUGAAAAAUCAUCCUCCAUGGGAAUCUCCACACAUGUUGCAAUAUUACCUUGAUUUUCUUCAGUGUCCCAUUUGUAAUAAAGGCUCAUGGUCUUUUAUUGAAAUGCUAAUUAGGUCGUGUUUUGAUGAAAAACUUUGCUUGUGCCAUCAGUCUUCAGGUCUGGAAAUAGAUCCUGAUAACUGCAGAGCAAUGCUUUCAGCUCUCCUAAAAUUCAUUGCUUGUGUAAUGCAAGAAGAGGCAAAAGCAUUGAGCUUACGACUUUGUGAAAACAUAGAUUUUCACCACCAUAGAGCAUUACAUUCAUCAAUAAUAGUCAAUAUCUUUUGGUCGGAAAGCAGAACACAAAGGCUUUUAACCGAUGUAAUGAUUACUUUAACAGACUUUGUUUUGAGAGGCCAUAAAGACAUGUGUCGUAAAGAAAAUGUCUUUUUACAAGAAAUUGUAUAUUACUUGAAUGGAAUGCUUGGAUCAGCUGUAGAAUAUUGGAUACUUCUUGGCUUUUAUCUUGACAAAAAUAUGAUUCAUCAAGUGACCAACGAUCUGGCAUUCUAUAUUUGUGUUCCUUGUGAAGAUUUUUCACUGGAAGAAAAGCAAAAGUUCAUCUGCUCCAUAACGUCCCCUUGGCUUCAAAUGUUAGUUGCGGAAGCAGUCUUUAAAACCUUUUGUAUGACAAACAAGCUUCAACUUUCUUCUGAACCUUUAUCCUUAGAAAAAUUGAUCUGUAAAUACAUCCCAUCUUUAUGGCAAGUGGGAACAUGUGGCAAUGAAAAAGUGCAGAAAUUCAAAGGAAAAAGAAAAAUAGGACAGCGGCCUUGCCUGGAGUCUCAAAGGGCUUUACUGAUGCUAAAUGGUGAAAACCAGAACCCAGACGAAGUGCUGCUUGAUCUGCCAGUUUGUCCAAAACUGAGAAGAAGAACUGACGGAGGGUCUGUUUGCAGCAAAGAGAAUCUACCAGGCAUCAGGCAAAAUGCAAAAGGAGAGACAGCCCUACAUACAGCUUGCAUAAACAACAAAGUGAAGAAAUUGAUUCUGCUGCUCAGUUUGCCUGGAACUGACAUUAAUGUAAAAGACUAUGCUGGCUGGACGCCUUUGCAUGAAGCUUGUAACCAUGGUAGCACAGAAUGUGUCCAGGAAAUUUUACAGCGUUGUCCAGAAGUAGACUUGCUCAGUCAUGUGGAUGGUGUGACUCCCUUACAUGAUGCUCUUCGAAAUGGACAUGUGGAAAUUGGCAAAUUGCUCCUUCAAUAUGGGGGACCAGCAGUUUUACAAUGUAAGGACUCUGAUGGGAGAUUUCCACUUGAUUAUAUCACGUCAGCGCAACUAAAGAAAGAACUUUUUGAUAUUGUACAAAUAAAUGAAACUAUUGAAGAUUUUCAUAAACGUACAGCUCAAGAAUUUCACAACUUCAAAAUAGAGUUUAGUGCAUUUUUGCUCUCAAGAAUGUUGUUAAAUCUCUGUUCACUUUAUGUUUUGCCUUUAAGUUCAAUUGAUGCUAAGACUUGCAGAAAUGCAGCUAAUUUUAUUAGGUAUGCUAGGUCUAAAGAAACAACCAUUUCCUUCAACUGCUUGAUUGUAGAACGCUGUAUAGAAGAUUUUCUCACUAUGCAAAAAUUGUCUGACUUGCUUCAGGCAAUACCAGAGAGUGUUAGACACAGUGAUGGAUUUCUUGUACAGUUUCUACUUGCCACACUGCAAAACAUGAGCAGCUCAUCUUCACUAGUUAAAAUAGAGAGUGAAUAAUAAACUUUUAAUUAACAUUUUUAAAAAAUAUAUAUUCUUUACAGAAUACUGCAUAACAUUUGUUUUGCAAUCACCAGUUGUACUAUGACACUGAACUACAUCUAAAAUGUAUUCCUCGAUAAACAUGCAGAACUAUUGGCCCAAAAAGAAACACAAUAGUAAAAUAUACCUGAACUGAAUUGUCUCAGAUUAAACUGAUUUUGUUUUUACUGUCAUUCUAAUCUUAUACUAAGACAGAAGUGGGUUCUGUUUUGUUUUAGACCUAGCACAACUUUUCAUUUAUAAAAUAAACAGUUGGUAAAAAAUGAAUCCCUUUAAAGCAGAUGUCUGCCUCCAUUUUAAAAAGAUAUUUUAUUUCGAAGGUUGCAAAGAUUGUUGUAUCAAACUUUGUUGAAAGUAAUUUGACAAAGUAUAGUUAUGUGUGUUUAUCAAAAACGUAGGAGAUGGAAAUGCAGUGUUUUAUUAUGAUGUCAAGUGAAAAGGAUAAUGUCUUUAUCAGAAUUUAUCAGUAUUUUGCAUAUCCAUAGUUACAUAGAACUGUACAUAUUAGUAUUAAAAGGACACUAAACCCAAUUUUUUCUUUAAUGAUUCAGAUAGAGCAUGCCAUUUUAAGCAACUUUCUAAUG